CCGGAGUCGACGCCGGGCGAGCCGUCGGGACCGCGAUCUCGGUCUCGAUCUAACAGUUUUGGCCGAAACGGUGACAAAUCUAAUCUAAACAGUAACUCAAACGCGGGUUAUAGUCAGCCCACGUCGUCGUCUCCACACCGGGAGUAUACGAGCGAACAGUUGUCUGCCGUACAGCAGGUGAAGAAGUGUAAGGAUUAUUACGAGAUAUUAGGCGUGAAUAAAGAGGCGACGGAUUCGGAUGUGAAGAGACAGUACCGAAAGCUCGCCCUACAGUUUCAUCCCGACAAAAACAAGGCUCCGGGCGCUGCCGAGGCGUUCAAAAUGAUCGGUACGGCGUUCGCGGUGUUGAGCGACGCCGAGAAGCGAAAGCAAUACGAUUUGUACGGCUCUGAAGAGCAACAGAGAAAGAGGUCUCAAACCCAAUACUACGAAAACGGUUAUUACGAUUACAACCGGGGUUUUGACGGCGAUAUCAACGCCGACGAGAUUUUUAACAUGUUUUUCGGCGGCGGCUUUCCGUCGGGCAAUGUAUACGUGCGGCGACCCAAUCGGUAUCGCGAGACACACCGGCAUCACAACCAAAACCAAGAGGUGGCCUCAGGUUAUAACGUAUUGUUACAAAUGAUGCCCGUCUUAGUACUCCUCUGCCUAUCACUCAUGAGUACAUUCUUCGUCUCCGACCCGACGUAUAGCUUGAGUCGAACGCAGAAAUACGAAUACGAGAGGAAGACGUCUAAUCUAGAGGUCCCCUACUUUGUGAAGGAGAACUUCGAGCGCGAGAAUAAGGGAUCCAUUCGUCGUAUUGAGCAACAGGUGGAAGAGGAUUACGUCUCCAACUUAAGGGCCUCUUGUUUUAGGGAACGAAACUAUAAGGAGAGUAUGAUAUGGAGGGCCAGAAAUUUUAGGGAUAAAGACCUCGAAGACAGAGCUAAAGGCUUGAAGACUCCAUCGUGUGAUCACUUGCAUAAGAUAUCUCAACAGUACGUCUUGUGGUAACAAAAUUGUAUAAUAAGUUAUUUAUCAUUCAAUUAAGUCCCGAAGAAUUUUGUUUUAUUGAAUUGUUUUAAUUUGUAUAUAAUUUUUCGUAGUUUUGAAAACAAAUUUUAUUAAAGAAAUUAUUAAUAAUAACGAAAGA
This is a messenger RNA of Medioppia subpectinata, 1135 nucleotides long. Lineage: Eukaryota; Metazoa; Arthropoda; Arachnida; Sarcoptiformes; Oppiidae. The record is from the annotation of a GenBank genome assembly.